GCUACAGAAAAACUGCGGCUUUAAGUCAAAGAUGUCACGUCAUCAAAAGGCGACACAGUUGUAUGGGACAGAAAACGUAAUAGGUUCGUGUUUGUGCGAAUACUGUGAAAUCCCGCUUCCUCUGCUGCAACAUUGUGCAUUGCGCUCAAUUCAACCGCUAAUGAAUCCAUUAAUUAGACGGAGACUCCCUACGUCUGUGAAGAGUCUUCUGACAGACAUCGGUCCGAAGGAGGAGUGGACUGACGCGGAGGCAGACACAGUGACCAGAGAUGGGAUUCUGCUUCCGUCCAGGGGAGCAGUAUUUGAACAAGAGGAGUAUCUCAGGCCAGCCAAGACACCAAACGAGCAGGCUACCGAGGAUGGGAGUAACUCCAGGGGGAGCGCAGUCUGCAUGUUGUGUAAAUCUAAACCCUCACGCUACACCUGUCCUCGGUGUAACCUGCAUUACUGUGGCUUGGCUUGUUACCAGAGCCCACAUCACUCUGUGUGUUCUGAAGAGUUUUACAAGGAGUCUGUUCUUCAGGAGCUAAAGGAUAUGGGGAAAACAGAAAGUGAGGGGAGAAAGAAAAUGAAGGAGAUUCUUGUGGGACUCAAACAAAAGGCAGAAAGGACAGAUGGGGGGCUGGAAAGGUUGUUAAAAGAAGAGGGCAUUGUGUCAGAUAACACAGAUAAAGGGGAUGAAAAUGUAACAGAGAAAGUGCAAACUCUGGAGCUCCUGUCCAGGUUAGCAGAGCUCCAGCAGUCUGGAGAAGGGAGUGCAACAGAGAUUGAAGCUGUUUUGAGAAAACUUGAAGAGAUUGGAGGAAGUAAGCUGCUGCCUGGAGACAUAGAUGAGAACAGCGAUAAUGCAGAAGGAGAGCUUGACUUGGCUGAUCGGCUCUCAGGGCUGGAUAUUGACAAACUUUCAGAAGAGGAGCUGUGGGAGCUUCUCAACUGCAAAGAGAGAGAGACGUUUAUGGAUUUGAUGAAGGGUGGAGCUCUUGGUGGGCUGGUUCCCUUGUGGAAGCCAUGGUGGGAAGAACAUGAGGAGGGAGGGAGAGCACUGGUGGAGGAAGUGAUUAAACUGGAGAGAGAAACCAUAUCAACCACACUGGAUGAUGAUAAAGCCAAGACUUCACAAGUUGUAAUUCACAAACAGGGCAAAGCAACUUCAAAAUUGAGAAAGAUUAAAAGUGGAAAGACAAAGGAAACAAGCAAGGGCUUGAGUUCAACAGUUCCCACCGUGCCUCCUGUUUCAGCAAAAAUUCCAAAGUUGAGCUCUUUAUGUGCAAAUCCAUCUCCCCUGGUGUGUUAUGGUUUGGUCAAUGUACUUUUUGGCUACACCUUCACCCUGUGCCUGUUUAAUGGUGACACUGAUUCACUGAUUGAGUUCUGUGACAUGAUUCUCGCUCUUUCUGAGGCACUAAACUCAAGCAGGGUUUUUAACACGGUCCAAGAGGCCUUAGACUGUGGAGAAACUCUCAUUUUGGGCGGAGGGUACCUCGACAAGGAGGAUCCACUGGCCCCAGUUAGGGCGGUGGAAGCCGUGGCUCACAUCAUGACGGGCAAAGACAGAAAGGAUACUACAGGAUACUGUCUAGCAGCCUUGAGUCAGCUUCGGUCAAUGCUCUCACAGGCCAGAACAGCUCUGUCUAAAGAUGGAGAGGAAGGGGUAAGGAGAAAAAUGUACUUCCUGGCAAGCAAGAAGUGUGAAUUCUUUCAAGCCUGGGUGUUGGACAAUGUGCAUCAAGUUUGUGGACUAGCUAUUGAGUUAUGGAAUGAACACAGCAGAAGAAACAGUGUGAGGAAGACCAUGGAGAAAGCAAAGACUGUAGUUGAAGAGAAGUUGAAGAAAGGGAAGAGGAAGGGGAAUAUUAAGUUAAUUGAAGAACUGAGCCAAUAAAGUCUUUCUUGAACAUGUUGAUGUUUGUAGCAAGAUAAUGAUGUAAUAAAUAUCUAUGCCUAAAUUAUCUUCUCACUGUGAAAAUCAAUCACUAGGUCAUGGCUUGUUUGCUCUUAUUAUACUGUUAAACACUGUCAUUUGGAUGAGCUUUGUGAUAUAAAUGAAAA
Monopterus albus (swamp eel) is the source of this 2049-nucleotide messenger RNA. It is a transcript of the gene znhit2, whose product is annotated as zinc finger, HIT-type containing 2. Bases 32 to 1882 code for a protein of 616 amino acids. The transcript is spliced from 2 exons. Lineage: Eukaryota; Metazoa; Chordata; Actinopteri; Synbranchiformes; Synbranchidae. The record is from RefSeq and is a predicted model, not a curated record.